AUGACUGUGGCAGACAGGACAGGCCCUGACUACACACGGCAGAAGAAUAAUGAGCCAGUAGAGGUAAAGGAGGUUCCUGUGGAGGAGAAAAAGGAGACCUUUUCAUCAGGGAGCCCGCAUUUCUACCGGAAAGGCACAACACCCAACCAGUCUCCAUCUCAGAGCCCAGGUCCCAGCCCCACUGCAUCACCCACUGUUGUUAAAAAUACCUUUUUUAACAGUAAAGUUGAUGCUGCCGUCACUCCUGGGAAAGAAAACAAAACCCCAACAGCUGAGUCUUUAACAGCAGCAGAGAAAUCAAAUACAGCGUCAAAACUUUCUCUCAGACAGGAAGUGAGGCAACAAGAGGACCCUCCAACAGUCAAACCAGAUGUUACCAUGACAGUUAGCAGUUACCCCAGCAAUGGGCAGAUUCACUCCCAGUAUCACGGUUACUAUGUCAAGGCAGAUGUCAAGAUUCCGCCACCCGAGGAACCCACUGGUGGGGAGGAUGACCUUCACCCAUUAAGCCUUGCACGCUUGCCGCCACCUGCCAAACAGAUUUGGACACCAGCACUAAAAUCCCUGCCAACCCCUAGCCCUUCACCAGCCCCAUCUAAAGAGGACACCAAAGCACCAGAACCUCCAAAGCCAAAACAGCAGGAAUCAACCAAACCAAAGAGCCUAGUAGAAACCAAGAAAGCUAGUGUGGAAAUAGCCCCUGAAAUUGUAGAGGAGGAAUCGGGCCCAAACUCUAUCUUGGUGGCUCUAGUGAUGCUGUUGAACGUAGGUCUAGCAAUCAUUUUUGUCCAUUUCCUCACCUGACCAAAUCUGACCUCAGGGGACUCAUCCAAACUAGUCCAAGUUGCUAACUGUCCAUCAGCCAAAUGGCCAAAAAUGGCGCCCCUCAGAACGGCAGACACGGCCAAAACAGAGGACUGAAAAUACAUGCGUGAAGGUGAAGAAGAAGUGGGGGGAAACACAUGGAGAUGAGAGAGGGGCAAAGCAGAGAAAGAGAGAGAAAGAUGAAACCACCCAACCCCCACCCUUCUCUCUCUGGAUGGACUGAAUGAUUUGACUUAACUUGAUUGAACUGGCAAUGAUGAUUUGUGACUCCACACUGCAGUGAAAGUUGCUAGUUGAAAAUGGGAGUCCCAACUAUGGAUUCUCUAUCAGGCUUAGAAAUAACUGAAAGAGUUGAGUGAAUGUGAGUGAGGCCUGGCAUCUGUAUUUCCUAUAAGUGCCUGCAAUGUGUGUGCUUGUCUGUCUGUUUGUCCAUUUUUAUCCAACUGUACAGCAAAUUUGGUAGUUUUGAAAGGGUGCAAUUAAAGGUUUGUGCGUCAUCCA
Etheostoma cragini (Arkansas darter) is the source of this 1326-nucleotide messenger RNA. RefSeq names its product junctophilin-1-like. Gene Ontology annotation, cellular component: junctional membrane complex; plasma membrane; endoplasmic reticulum membrane. The record is from RefSeq and is a predicted model, not a curated record. The transcript has 5 exons. The coding region runs from base 1 to 804 and encodes 267 amino acids. NCBI's taxonomy places the organism in Eukaryota, Metazoa, Chordata, Actinopteri, Perciformes, Percidae.